AUGUGGGUACUUGGUCUCCACAAAGUCCAUGGAGAAGAGAGCAUUGUAGUGCUCUUGGUACAUGGGGAGCUCAUCCUCCUCUUUCUGACUCAGCCUCCUCCAUGGCUCAUCUUGGUUCUCUUGAUCUCUUCAUCAACCAAUUGUUCACCUCUUCUCCUUCCUCUUCACUCUCAGUCUCAUCACUCCUUCUUCAUUUGGAGACCAUCCCUCCUCUUGAACAAGGUUCACUCCAAUCUCAAACUCCCCUUGCUCACUCUCACUACUAAUGGGUCAUUCCUCUUCUUGGUUCCUCCUUUCUUCCCUCAAUCUCUCACUCUCAGACUCUUCCUCAGAGUAGACAUAUCCUCUGCAUCAGACUCUUCCAUCUUGAUCAUCCUCUCCAAAUCGGCUUGCAUCUUAAGCCUUUCUCUCUUGCAUUGCUUGAUUCACCCUCAACCAUUCUCCUUUGUGAAGCACGCUUCCCUCACUGUUUGUCAUCUUGUUACACUGUUUCUUCACUAA
Messenger RNA from Microthlaspi erraticum, 501 nucleotides. The record is from the annotation of a GenBank genome assembly. NCBI's taxonomy places the organism in Eukaryota, Viridiplantae, Streptophyta, Magnoliopsida, Brassicales, Brassicaceae.